GCCGUCAUAAGGAUCGUAACGGACGCGACGUUGAUCUCCUCGUUCUCACCGUUACGCAAAAACGCAGCAUCUUUUUCUUCGCUCGUUUCUUCCCGUCGUCAAUUCGAGGCGAUUUGAGUGCUCUCCGAGCGUUGUGAAUGAUUUCGCCGUUGCCGGUCUCUCUUUCUCGCCGUCGAUUAGGAGUUUGCCCUCAUGGACGUCGGAAGCCCUAAAAGGGGAAAGAUUCACAAAGGGAAGAGUGUUGCAGAUGAAGGGACGGCAAUGAGCGAGCAAGCGAUGAAUGACAGACAAUGGGAGAACUUGCCUACUAACUGCUUGGUGGAUAUCUUCCAAAAGUUGAGCCUCCAUGACUUGACACUGGGUGUUCCUUUUGUGUGCAAGUCUUGGUACGAAGCUUCACUGGAUCCUAGUUGUUGGAAGAUCCUCGAUUUCAAAACUAUUGAUCCACGGCCAGGGAGCGAAUUUACUGAGAAAUUCAAGCACGAAUAUCGAUUAGAUAAAUAUCAAUUCAGGGGUUUUCUAAACUUCCUCAUUCGCCGCAGCUGCAAAUUAGCCAUUUUGCUUAUACAUCCUCCUAGUCAACGCAUCCCAAUUAACGACUUGGUCUAUAUUCUCAAAGAAUGCCCAAAGUUGGAUAUUUACAAUCCGCCACUAUCGGUGAAGAAUCCAGGUCUCAUGCGGAAAUUUAUUUUGACAGUGCACGAGACCAUAUUGAGAAGAGCUAGUUAUGAAUUCAUGUAGAAACCUUUUAUCAGUUAUUGGGUCUGUUUUCUUCACACUGUUAGUUUAUUUAAUAAAGUUUCUACCUUGAAUGUUUUGUAGUUUCAGUACUGGUUCUUAGCAUUUUAUGAAGCAUCAUCUAAGUUAUUGGCAUCUUUAUGCGUAUAAUUUGAUAGAUUUAUUUUGUUGCAAUUAUAUUUUAUCGUUAGAUAAAUUCCCUUUUCAUCGAUGAUUUACACUACGCAUUCAUAGGUCUGUUGCAUAUAUAGUUUCUGCAGAUUAUUCUUGUUAUCAGUAUGCUACAUUAGUUUGUAGAUUAAGUUAGGAUAUUAUUAUUUUUGAGACAGAAAAGUUGUCUUGCUUUUUGGAACAAACUGUAUCUGUGGGCUUUCACAGAUCACAAAUGUUCUUGCUAAUUGAUAUUUUGGUUUUAGAUUGGAUUACUGGAUGUGAUUGACAUUCUUACUUUGUCAGUUUCUUAUCUCAUCUAAUGGACACAAGUACAAGAAGAAAAUGUGUUAUUUACUGAAAUUAUAAAACCAUGUCGAAUAUUGAUGGCCCUUCAAACCAUUAGCAGUUGCAGCUACAAGAACUAUGCGGUAAUGUGUUCUCUUCUCUUCGAAAACCAAAUGUGCAUAUUCAUAUUUGAAUAUUUUCUCUUCCCUAAUGACCUAAUAUCUCAGAUUGGGGUUGGUUUAUCAAUUUUAUUUUUUGGCAUGCUCAACAUGUUGAGAAAUCGAUCAGCUUUUACUAAUGUUUUUAAUUGAGAGGUAUGGAAAAGUAUUUACCAUAGUAUUUAAUAAAGGUGGCAGCUCAAAGUAAUUCAGAUUUAGUAGGUGAAUGUUAAAAAUAUUAUACCAGGAAUAUGUUUACCAAAAUCAAAUUCUAUUACAAACUGAUUGGGUUUGGUUCGCUAAGGGCAAUACCAUCCACAUGAUCAUGUAUUCAAGAUUUAAUAGUAGGUUUUUGUGGGUAGACAAAGUAAAAUAAGAACUAAAUCUCCAUGGAUCACUAGAGAACAGGGCACAAGGGAUGAGCAGUAGGUACCAAAAGCAAGGUGACUUGGUGCUACCACUUAUUAAACAUGAUGUAUGUGGCGCCUUGAUCUUUAUACUACCCUUACAAGAACAGUGACCUUUGUUUGGUUCUACACAUAUAUAUAUAUAUAUAUAUAUAUAUAUAUAUAUGAUCAGAAGGGGGUGCUAAUAUUUCCUGGAUGUCUAAAACAAGUUAGAAGCGACUCAUAUCUUAUAAAGGGAAGCUUCUUGUUUUCUCCUCUUAUCUCCUUACAUCCAGAGUGCUGCUACAGCAUGGGUGUGCCUAAGAUGGAGGAUGGAUCUCUCUGUUGAUCAUCGCAACCCUCUUUGUGAUUUUUCUUUGUCUCGUCUUUCAUAUUGUCAAGCGUCUAUUACUCAAAAGUGACUGGUGAAGCUCAAAAUGAUCCUAAGAGACACUUGAAGGUCAUUAUACCAUGCUGGGAGCUUGUGACAGAUGAUGAGUUUGGAGGACAAUUCAGCUUAACACAACUAUUUGCAAUGGUUGGUUAUGGUGUUCAAAAUAUCAUGCACAUCUAUAUGUAUGUGCUGGUGUUGCUUCCUCUACACUUGGGGCUCAAGUCACCAAAGCAUGGAAGAGCCACCAAAUCAGUGACAUCAUUUCUCUAUGCUCUUCUAGCCCUGAUUGCAGGUUACGUUGGAACUCUACUAAUAAAAACUUUGAAGCCCAGCUGCAUGUUUUCCAGAGACUGGAUCCAGGCAUCCUCUUUGAUCACACUUCAAGUUGCUGUAACCUCGUAAAGGUUGGCACUCUCAUAAUCAAGGUGAAUGAUGCAACCAUAUCCUUUAUUAUCUCAAGCUGCAUUCUUAUGCCGAUCAUAUAUUCUUGGGAGGAUACUUGGGUAGAUAUGCAGAGCUCAUUCUUCUGCCGAUUCUUACAAACAGAACUAGUGAUAUCAUCAGUCGAUCAUCAUUUCUCAUUGUUGGAGCUGGAUAUGUUUUGUCCCUAAUCUGUGAUGUUGAGGUGAUAAACAUCUUAGAAAGCAGCUGGCAUCAGAACUCACUUCUGGAGUCCGUCCCUGUACUUCUUGUCCAUACAAUUACCAUAGUAUCAGUGUGCAGCAGUGGGCUUGUUCUGAUGCAUAUGCAGCUCAGCACAGGGGAAGUACGCUGCCGCCAAUGGUGGAAAGCUUUCCUUUCGUUUGGCUUUGGAGCUCCAUUUGGGCUCUUACUAUUCUUCAGCAGCAUCAGGUGGCAAUUGCUUGUCAUUGGAAAUUGGGAUGGUCAUGCUCUACUCGCAGCAAACUUGAUCAGCUCACUUGUCACAGGUUUAUGGGGCGUGCUGACUUUGGGCACAUUCGGCCUUGUUCUGAUAUUUAUGAUCUAUUACGUUUCCUCGAGAACCCAUGAUGCAUGCCCUUCAAGAACACAACAGAGAAACUAGCACUAAUAUCACUGUUCUUAGAGUAUCUCUUAUGAGAAUACAAAUACUGGUAAGAGAAGGGAAUAAUUUUUGUGUGUGCUAGUGUUCCAUCUGUUUCUUUAAGACCACCAUCUUGUGGUUGAUUAUGCCACAUGGAACCAGUGAGGGCUAUGAUGUUUGAUCAAACUUUUCUGCCUUUGUUGCUUAGUACAGUAAUCCAUAAAAAAAAUAUCAGUUUAUUUUUUA
This is a messenger RNA of Musa acuminata subsp. malaccensis (wild Malaysian banana), 3384 nucleotides long. RefSeq lists its product as uncharacterized. The record is from RefSeq and is a predicted model, not a curated record. Gene Ontology annotation, molecular function: protein binding. Lineage: Eukaryota; Viridiplantae; Streptophyta; Magnoliopsida; Zingiberales; Musaceae.